ACCUUAGAUAAACUGUGUUUUUAUCUUCCCCAAAAAUGCCCCUUAUUAGUCCGUUUUACCGUUACUUAAUUUUCGUUGUAACUUAGACACUGAAGUUGUGAGCUAAAAUGCAAACCACGUAGUUCGCACGGUUCUUAUCAGUAGGACAAUAGUACAAAUGCACUUAAUGCUAAAAUUUAAUCACAAAAGAAUCCAGUCGGGUAGGCUGGUCGUCCGCUUCACCCAGUUGGCAGCAGGUCGUGUCGUCACAGCCAGCCGUCAGAGCGGCUCGCGGCCCGCGCCCGCGUCAGUUAGAGCCGGCGCGCCCGCCAUCACGCGCGUACACUCCGACGCCAUAUUGUUUGUCCCGCGGGCCACGGCAAACCUCCCGCAGAGAAAACGUUUAUAAACUACUAAUAAUAUCGUCAUUGAUCAUGCAGUGAUGAUGACUCGCGUGUUCUGACGCGAAUUCAUUCUAUUACAGUGCUUUGUGGUGUUCUGUGUAGUGUUGUGCCCUCUCGGAUUGAUUAAACAUCGAAUAAAGAUGGCGUAGUAAAGCACAGACAACACAAAUGAUAAUCAAUCUAAUGGAAGGGAACGCGAUACCCACGAACACGCUCAUAUCGUCGAUCAAAAGUUUCAACAGCGACGGCAAACAACACGGAACUAUCAAGGCGCUGCUCAAAAACUUCAUACUCCCAGAAACAGAUAUGGCAAUCAAAGAGAACCAAAAUAACAGCAAGCAGUAUAUCUACACAAUACCUGCCAAACCGCCUGUUCCAACCAUGGCGGAACGUAUGAAGUCCAUAAAUGACGCGAAGCAAGCGUUUUUAAACUCAACAGUCAGUUCCCCAGCACCGCCGGCAAGCUAUGAUACAAAAAAGGACAAACACACUGUCCACUACGCACAAAUAGCGAUAACAGAAAGUGACGACACUAGGAGUACAGGAGGAGGCAGAGGCCUUAAACUGCACAUUGAUCGUAACAACAAAGAGUACAGCACACCAGUACAUCUAUCGCCGAGCAUAAAGAAAACAAUGGAACAACAACAAAGGAAAGUAAGCUUUAAAAUUAAAAAUGCAUCAACAUCACAUAAACGACCGCCUCUCGCUAAGACUAUGACGAUACCAAGCAGUAAAGUUGCUGAGUUAACCAAGAAAUUCAAUAAUUUACAAAUGGACAAUCAUACGGGCUCGCCGAAACAGACUAAACUUGUAAAAACGUUAGAAGAUCUACAAUCCGGUUCACGGUGUUCUGCUAGCAAUAGUUCCACGCCUUCAUCAACUCUCAGCUCAAGUCCUAACAUCAAAAUAGUACUACGUCAUCGGCGUGGAUCGAAGAAAAAGAGUAACAGGAAAAGGUGUUCGAGUAUGGACUCCGUGGACAAUCUACUUAUUGCAGACGGUUCUAGCAAGAUACGUGUCAUUCGUUCCAAAUCUGAUGGGACCAAAAUGCCAAAAACUCCAAAGAAACGUUUAAAGUACCAGGAUUCUAGUGAACAGCCGAGUGGGUCAGAUUCUGUUGACGGUAGUCCAAUUAAAACAAAAGAACCUGAAUCUACGAAAGAUAAGGCACCCGUAGAGAGUAAUGUAGUUAAAAAUGUUAUUAAAAAGUUUGAAUGUGAAAUAACAGCUCAGACGAAUUCGAAUAAUACGUUAAAAAGACAACCUGAUAAAACAAAAAGUACAACGCCCUUAAAAGAAAAACCGAAAGUACCUGAAAAGAAAUCAUCGCUAGUAUUAACUAAAAACCUUGUUGUGAAAGACGGCAUCCCAAAAAUUAAAACAAUAAAACCAACAAACAAUGUUAUAAGUGAUGUUCAGAAACCCAAUACAGUUACUGGCAUAAAUUCAGAGGUCCUUAAAAGAAAGGAGCCUAUAUAUGACCGCAAAAAAUACAGAACAAAUUACAUGCACUCUGAAAAAUUACCUCUUAAGUUACCACUUAAAGUCGUUGAAAUAAUUCCAGAAGACAUUCAUGAGAAUAGUGCUGUUACAGUAACUGUAAAUAACGAAACAAGUGAAGAAGCUCGUGUUGGAAAUACUGUUACUUCAGAAGAUGAAAAAUGUUAUCAAGAUAUCAAUCCACCCAUAACUCCUAAUGAGUCCUUUUUAUGGCGCAGAAAAAGUAGUACUCAAAUUUAUUCAGAUACAGAUAAAUCUGCGUCUGAUAGCUCGUAUAGUUUUGUAAGUGUAUCUAUGAACGGGACAACAAUUAGCUGCUCAGAUGAUCCACAAGAAGUCUCUGUGAUACAGGAAUCUCAAUCAGAAACAGAUGAAUCUCAAGUGAGCAUUACAAUGAUCGAACAGCAUUCUGAACCAAACAUGGAUUUCGAAAGUAACCUAGUCGAAGCUUGCAAUAAAGAAAUUAUAGUAGGUUUCACAUCAAAACCGAAAAACGAAGAAGCUGAAGACUACUACGAACCUCUAGAACCUAGAGAUGAAGAAAAUAUUAUUGUUAUUCCGGUUAAAAGUGUAGACAGAUCUUCUAAGAUCAAUUGUCCUUUACCGGAUAUCCCCAAGGAAGACAAGGAAACGAGCGAUGAGACAUCGGACAAGGAAAAUAUUUAUCAAUGUCUGUUGGAAAUGAGGUCGCAUCCCGAAGGUGAUGAGAGCAGUUUACACAACUACGAGCUUUGUGACAAUGAACUGGAAGAGAGAACUCGAGGUGAUGGAGAUAGUGACGAUGGCUACGAGUACUGCAAGUCUCCUGUAAAGCCUUACUGCUUAACUUCGAGCUCUGGAAUCCAAAUAGCCGAAGACUAUCAACCCUUUUCUAAGGACAAUAAUAAAAAUUAUGCAAUAUCAAAGUCCGUCAGCGGAGGUUCAACAGUCAGCUAUGAGAAAAUUGGAUCAGAGAGGAUUUAUGAGAAAAUUCCUUCUCGACAACCAAAAUCGAAAGACAGCAGCCCAACUUACAGCAGUAGGCAUUCCUUUAUAUCGGACUACACGGGAUACAACGACAGCGAGAACAUCUACGACACCAUCAAGCAUGGCGAUGGAAUUUCUCUGUCGCACUGUUACGAGAGUAUACCAAACAGCCCGAGCAUGGUGAAGCUACGAAACAAUCUGAAGAAGCAGCUGGCAUCGAAUGUACAGAAACGACUCUCAUUUGAUACUGUGUCUAACAUCAGCCAGUCGACCAUGUCCAGUGAGCAGAAGACCAACAGCCUGUAUGGUCAGAGGUCCAUGAUCAGCUACAAUGGGCAGGAGAUCGCUUUCCAAGUGCCCAGCAGUGAGACCAGCGUUAGCGACAGGAGCGAUCGCAGCGAUGACUGGGUGGAUGUCUCUGAUGAAGAAAAGAAUGAACAGAAGAUUAUUAUCGUACGGGAGCGAAGCCGCGGAAGAAAAAGUCCGAUCAGCUGGUCGCAAAAGGUGCGGCACCAGUGGCAGAAGUCUCCGAAACCAAACAGUAACGAUAAAGAAUGUGACAGCAGCGACUCGGGGCACCUGUACGAGUCGCUGGAGCCGGCGCCCGCGCAGCAGCUGGCGCACGCGCAGCCGCCGCUGCCGCUCGAGGAAGACUUCGACUCCUUCGACAGUGACUCCGAUGACGAUGACCAUGAUAAGUCUACCUACGCCCCGGCGGCGCCCACACUGCCGGCGUCGCGGCUCCCGAACCCACCCUCUAGCGGACAGUACACCCUCACCAAGAUAGCCAGCGCAGCCCAGAGGAAAAUGAGGCAAAUCAAACGAAACCUCACAAAAAGAUAUUCUGUGGCAAUGGACGGCAAACCAUUCACGAAGACCGCGAACAACCAAUCAACCAACAUAUACGAGGCGAGUAAGAAGAAGUCCCCUAUCUACGCAAACUGCGAGAAAUCGGAGCCUGUGUACAGUAAUAUCACCUUCAGCGACUCUCGUCCGGUGGUUAAUAAGACUGAAAUUCCUUUGGCAAAGGUGUAUGGUUCAUUGAAGGAAGAGUUGAAGACUGUUAUAUCUGAUAAGAGGGUUAGUAACGGGGAUGUUCCCCCUCCGCUGCCGGACAAGCCGCCGCCGGAGAAGCCGGUGACCCCGACGAGUGAGACCAGUAAGAAGGACAGCGGCACCUUGUCGAGGAAGGCGUACUUCUCCUUCAAGUCGCGGUUCAGACGCGCCACGUCACUAGCUGUGGACAUGAACUCGGACGUGCCCAGCGCUCUCAAGAUCACUAACUCUACUUUCUAUCUGACUGACUCUAUGGAUGGAGACUCAGGGUUCAGUAACUGCAGCGACAGCGGGCAGCCGGGCAGCACGGAGACGCUGUCCCCCGCGAGCGCGGCGCGGCGGCGCGACGAACUGAAGCGGCUCCUGCCGACGUUGUCGCGCAAGGACAAGAGCCCGCGCGCGCGCACCUCGUGGUACGCGGAGUGCGGCCAGAGCGCUGACACCACGCCCAACACCUCCAACACAUCUUGGUACGCAGAAGCGGGCCUGUACCAAGCGGGCAACAUCUCGUCUUCGUCCGGCGCGUCGUCGGGCUCGCACCCCGCCAGCCCGCUGCCCCACUCUCUCUUCACACACGAACCGCUCUACCAGUUCUACAACGCGGCUAAAGUUGAGUCGGUGUGUCGCGAGACCGGCGACUCGGACUCUGACGCUUACGAGGCGGGCUCGCAGCGCAGCAGCCCGGCCGCUCACGAGGCGGCGCCGGCGCGGCCCUCCGCCAUGGCGCUGGUGGCGCCGCGCGGGCCCUCGCGCACGCUCUGGUGCGAGGUGCCUGAAGUACUCAACUCUACUGUGCUCAGUUCCCUCGCGCCCGCCCAGAAGCGUCUCCAGGAGGCGAAGUUCGAGCUGCUGACGUCCGAGGCGUCGUACCUGAACUCUCUGAACGUGCUCGAAGCGAACUUCAUCGCGCACCCCGCCUUCCGCGACCCGCACGUCAUGCCGCGACACGAGUGGGACACGCUGUUCGCUACCAUACUGCCAGUACGCAAAUGCUCGCAACUGCUGAUGAACGAGCUGGAGAAGUGCUGGCAGGACAACAUCCUGCUGCAGGGCAUCUGCGACAUCGUGCGGCAACACGCCGAGCAGCACUUCGGCGUCUACGUCAAGUACUGCGAGAACCAGGCGCUCAUGGUGAAGGCGCUGCAGCGGCUACAGGGCAAGACCGCCUUCGUUAAUGCGCUUAGGAAACUAGAGAACCACCCCUCCUGCCAGUCGCUGUCGCUGCACUCGUUCCUGAUGCUGCCGAUGCAGCGCGUGACGCGCCUGCCGCUGCUCAUGGACGCCGUGCUCAAGAACCUCAACAGCGAGGACCUGGAGUACCACGCUUGCGCCAGGGCACUCGUCACGCUUAACAACUACGUGUCUCAAUGCAACGAGGGCGCGCGCAACACGGAGCGUAUUGAAGAGAUGUUCCGUCUCAGCAAGAUCAUCGAGUUCCCGCCCAACAUCCGCGACCCGCCCUCGCUGGGGCCCGCCAUCUCGAGGAGGGAUCGCAGGCCUGUCCGCUGGCUGGUCCGCUCCGGCGAGAUGACGCAGCUGAUCUGGAAGACGGACGAGCUGAAGCUGACCUUCGGGAAGAAGUUCCACAAGGUGCCGCUGCACCUCUUCCUCUUCAAUGACCUGCUCGUCAUCACCAAAAAGAAGAGCGAGGACCAGUUCGUGUGCGUGGACCACUGCGCGCGCUCGCUGCUGGAGGUGUGCGCCAGCGAGGCGGGCGCCGCCAGCGCCAAGCACGCGCUGCUCGUCACGCUGCUCGACAACCACGAGGGACGCACGCUCGAGAUGCUGAUGUCGUGUCCCAGCGAGACGGAGUGGUCCCGCUGGUCGGAGGCGCUGGUCCCGCCGGCGGCGGGCGCGGAGGGCGAGGCCGUGUACGCGGGCUGGGACUGCCCGCAGGUGGCCGCGCUCUACGCCUACCUGCCCGCGCAGCCCGACGAGCUGCCGCUCGCAGAGGGGGACGUCGUCAACGUCACCAGGAAGACCAGCGAAGGUUGGUACUACGGCGAGCGCACCCGCGACGGCGAGGCGGGCUGGUUCCCGGGCGCCUACACCGCGGAGAUCGCCUCCCCGCACGUGCGCGCGCGCAACCUGCGCCAGCGGUACCGCCUGCUCGCGCUCUCCGGGACCUACCUGGGGCAGAAGAAACGGAACGCGUGACACGCCCGACACCCGGGAUACAUCCCGUCACCACAGAACAGAUCAUGAAGCUUAACACCAUCAUAGCUUAGGAGAGAGAUGGCGCUAUAUAUCUGUAUAGUUCUAUCCCUCUUUACGAGCUAUUGUCGUUCAAAAACUUCGUGAUAAAUUCAAGGACUGAAUCUGGAUUAGCGCUAACAUUUAUAGCACGCCUGCGUUUUAAAGCACGCUGUAUUUUUUGGCGUGAAAGUUGUUCUUUAGGAUCCUUCGUCACAAUACCGGUGCUCAGUUGCUGUACGGCAACUUUCUUUUGCAUUUACUGGGCAGCCUUGGUGAAGUCUUAAAACUGUGUGUUGAUAGAAAAUUGAUUAGAAUCGGUAAAGAAAAUCAUCACAUACGAAUCUCACAAUAAUAUUAACAGAUUGUCUCUCUUCCAAACAUUUUUUCUGUAAAAAUGUCGCGAUGAUUUAUGAUAUUGAGUAUCACGAUCUUAAACUUAUUGUGCUUCUAUGAUACUUGAAUCAUUUGGAAUUAGAUGUCCGUCCAAACAGUUGUAUGUUGUAGUGAGGAGUGUCGCGAACGGUUUGUUGUCUGUUGUUAGUGUAUGCGGGUCGCAGCGACCCACACAGGAGGUGCUUACUUGUGAUAGUUCCACUGAAACGUUGAACAAAAUCAAUUAUGAGAUAAAUAAACUAUUUUAUGUAAAAUAAAUGAAAUGGCGAUCUUAUGUAUUUAAAAAUACGAAUUGUAUAAAUGAAUUGUAUAAUAAAUCUACAAUUGUGUAUCUACUUUAUAUUAUUUUUAAUUUCAUCGAUUAUUUGGACAUAGUCCGUUGCGUUUUAAUUGCAAAGUGUAACACAUUUAUUGAAUAGUUGAUAACACUUGAUAGACGAGUGGUUUUGCUAAGGCGGGGACAGACAUCGUCAACUGACGUCAUCACAUAGCGAUGUGUGUGCGCGCCUUUACAUUAGGCUAGUUAUAUACCGUGGAGUGUACAGUUACGUAUGAGAUUCGCGCUGUUUGUUGUACAGUACCAUUGUAAGACAUUUACUGAUUAGGUUAAGCUAUUGUAUUUUUCACGUCACGCUUCACUUGCCCGCUGUAUUCGAAAAUUGCCUAGUCAUAAUGAGCGGAUGAGUUGAUCAUGAAAUUAUCAAGUAUUUUAGUCAACAUUCCUUUGCACGAGCCGCGGUUACACAGACAUGUGGUCUGUGAUUGUGACUGGUUUGAGUACUCUUCAAAACUUUUAGGUUAGGUACUAAAGGUUUCUUGCGAUUUGAGUUUGUUCCUGCCGCCACAGCAUAAGACCGCAAAAGACCAGUGUAACCGCAGCUUUAUUUUUGCACCUUUUCAUUAACCAUUUAAUAAAGUUACGAUUGUAUGUACUUAAGUAAAUUAUUGUGUAUAUAGUUUUAGGAAACAAAUGUAACAAAUCAUGGAUGUUAUAUAUUUAUGGUACGAUAAUAAAAUUUAAUUAUAAUAUUA
Messenger RNA from Trichoplusia ni (cabbage looper), 7526 nucleotides. Its product is annotated as rho guanine nucleotide exchange factor 5. Lineage: Eukaryota; Metazoa; Arthropoda; Insecta; Lepidoptera; Noctuidae. The coding region runs from base 552 to 6062 and encodes 1836 amino acids. Gene Ontology annotation, biological process: activation of GTPase activity. The transcript has 18 exons. The record is from RefSeq and is a predicted model, not a curated record. Gene Ontology annotation, molecular function: protein binding; guanyl-nucleotide exchange factor activity.